AUGGGGACGCUCGUAGCCAAGCUGCUGCUGCCCACCCUCAGCAGCCUGGCCUUCCUCCCCACCAUCAGCAUCGCGGCCAAGAGGCGCUUCCACGCAGAGGCCAUGGUGUACCUCUUCACCACGUUCUUCCUGGCGCUCCACCAUGCCUGCAGCGGCCCCGGGCUGGCCAUGCUCUGCUUCCUGCGGCUGGACCUCCUGCACUACUUCAGCGUCUACGGCACGGCCCUGAGCAUGUGGCUGUCCCUGAUGGCACUGGCCGACUUCGACGAGCCUCAGAGGUCCACGCUGGCAAUGUUCGGGGUCCUGACCAUCGCCGUGCGGGUGUACCAGGACCGCGAGGGCUACGGCGUGUACUCCGGCCCCAUCGGCACCGCUGUCCUCAUCAUGGCCACAAAAUGGCUGCCAAAGAUGAAGGAAAAAAGGGGCCUGUACCCCGACAAGAGCGUCUACACCCAGCAGAUCGGGCCCGGGCUCUGCUUUGGGGCGCUGGCUCUGAUGCUACGUUUCUUCUUUGAGGAAUGGGAGUACACCUACGUCCACAGCUUCUACCACUGCGCCCUGGCCAUGUCCUUUGCCCUGCUGCUACCCAAGGUCAACAAGAAGGCGGGAAGCGCGGGGACCCCCGCCAAGCUGGACUGCUCCACCCUGUGCUGUGCCUGCGUCUGA
Molecule: messenger RNA, 666 nt
Organism: Echinops telfairi (small Madagascar hedgehog)
Lineage: Eukaryota; Metazoa; Chordata; Mammalia; Afrosoricida; Tenrecidae
Gene: MYMK
Product: myomaker, myoblast fusion factor
Exons: 5
Coding region: 1-666 (221 amino acids)
Cellular component (GO): plasma membrane
Source: RefSeq, a predicted model, not a curated record